AUGAUCCGCCACGGAUUGAGAUGGCUUCCUGAUGAUGGGGUGCUAAAUGAGGGGCGUCAUACUGACUUCUUUGUGUUGCUGUAUAGCAAUCGGGAUGAGAUCGAGCGUAUUGCAUCAUAUCAUCUUGGUCUAGGUCUUUCAAAUACUUGCCGGACUGGCGAUGUAAACGAAUGGGUCCACGGUAGCUUCAAUGUCUGCAUUCCUUUUUAUAUCAGCAAACAAGGUCACAAACGAGAAAAGAAAGCUCUUAUUAGGUUUCCCUUGCCGUACAAAAUAGGGGAAUUCAAAACCCCCGGCAAUAUGGAUGAAAAACUUCGCUGUGAAGCUGCAACGUUCAUUUGGAUACAUACGCAUUGUCCGGAAAUAUCCAUUCCUCAACUGUAG
Molecule: messenger RNA, 384 nt
Organism: Penicillium concentricum
Lineage: Eukaryota; Fungi; Ascomycota; Eurotiomycetes; Eurotiales; Aspergillaceae
Exons: 2
Coding region: 1-384 (127 amino acids)
Source: RefSeq, a predicted model, not a curated record